This is a messenger RNA of Cuscuta epithymum, 1263 nucleotides long. NCBI's taxonomy places the organism in Eukaryota, Viridiplantae, Streptophyta, Magnoliopsida, Solanales, Convolvulaceae. The record is from the annotation of a GenBank genome assembly.
CUUAACAAAGCCAUGGCGUCCCUUCCCUCGAAACCUAUCCCUCUCUCCUUCAUUCUUCCCGGGUCGGAAUCCACAAUCGGCCCGUGGCUGUAAACCCUUCAAGGCCCGAAACGAUCUUCUGUUCUCUGUGACCCAUAAUCUCAACUACUCCGCUAACGAAGUCCGCUCUUCAUUACACGAUGACUGCAAUCCGAAUCCCCCGCAGGAAGCUGUUCUCAAGGCAAUUUCAGACUGACUAUUGAUGGGGUUGCAGAAGUGUCAAAGGUAGAAGGAAGGAUCGGACAAACCACAAAUUUAGUUAUGGGAGGGACUGUUCAUGAUGAUUCAACUAAUGAGUGGCUUGUCUUGGAUAAAAAGGUAAAUUUGUACCCAACAGAAAGAAUGUUUACAGCAAUUGGAACUGGAGGGGAUGAUUUUGUGCAGGCUAUGGUAGUUGCAGUAGAAUCAGUUAUUCAGGGAUCUAUCCUUGAGGGGCAGGUAAAGAAGAAGGAUUCCUCAGGGGGGAAGUAUGUAUCAGUGAAUAUUGGACCUAUUCUAGUUCUUAGUAGUGAACAGGUUCAAGCUGUAUAUAACGCGAUGAGAAGAGACGACCGAAUGAAAUACUUUCUGUAACUUACUACCAUUUGCUGUAACCUAUAGAGAGGUCUCUUUCUCAACACCUGCAGAGGACAUCCACCUAACAUGUUACACCAGUCUCCUCUUUUACCUAGGUUUUGUUCCUGUGUAGCUCUAGCAUUUCGUUCGAAAAAAUUGUUUUACCGCACACCACAGUUUCAUUCAUCUGCCACUACCUUGGGUAGUGACGUCUGAGAUCAACUGUAAUUCAGUAAGAGCAAGAGUUAGUUCUGAAUACUGUUUAUUAGCGUACUAUUGUAAAUAAGAAAACAGUCAAAAUGUGAACUUGUUUGGUGGGAGUCUUAGUUUUGGGAAGUUGGAACUCAGAACACUGGAUAUUCGGCACUUCUAUCCUGAUUAGGAUGAUAUUUAUAAUUGUGAUGGCUACUGACUACUGUGCAAAAGUAAGACUAGAAGAGCAAGAGCAUGCUUCUACACAAAACUGCAAAAGUUGGUAACUUUUUGAUUUGCUAUUAUUAAAAGUCUCUUAAACAUUCUAGUUGUGUCACUUGUGUGUUUGAUUUAAUAAUUUUUUUGAGAAGUUUGCGUCUUUUAUCAGACAUUACGCAGGGUAGUGUUUAAUAUGAAAAACUUCUUCAUUUUUUCAUAUUUUCAUUUCUUUAUAUAAUCUUGUGUCUUCAAGGCUCA